Messenger RNA from Entelurus aequoreus (snake pipefish), 6379 nucleotides. Its product is annotated as lysine-specific demethylase 5A-like. Gene Ontology annotation, biological process: chromatin remodeling. The transcript is spliced from 29 exons. Gene Ontology annotation, cellular component: nucleus. The record is from RefSeq and is a predicted model, not a curated record. Lineage: Eukaryota; Metazoa; Chordata; Actinopteri; Syngnathiformes; Syngnathidae. Gene Ontology annotation, molecular function: DNA binding; histone demethylase activity. The coding region runs from base 786 to 6029 and encodes 1747 amino acids.
CUGAAAGUAAACAACAGCUAGCAAACAACAGCUACAAGGCGACAUUACAAAAUUAAAAAGUGAGUUCAGGAAAAAUACACAGUUGGAGUUCUGCAUUUCACUCACGUAAAGAACAAAUAAACUAAUCGCUGUAUGAUGAAUCAGCUUCGUAAGGCGACAUUCUCCGCUGCAAACAAUGUUAGCUGCGCAACGAGCUGUGGCUAAGCUAACCAAAGUAGCCUGAAGCUAGUUUCUCCCCCUCCCACCUGACGCGUCAAUGAAUGGCGAUGACGGGCAAAGGCAUUACUUGUUUGGACGCAGAAUGGUGGAUUUUAUCGAAAAACGUCGCCCUGCGUUAACAUCUGCAUUUUUCUCAGACCCCCCCUCGGUGUGAGUAACUCGACGAGAAAGUGCGGCACCAUUAAGAGAUGAUGUGUGACAUCGGUACACAGGCUGAGCUAGGUUAGCCUAGCAGCAGUUUGGCUAACCAUGCUAACCUGGCUUGUGUGUGUUUAUGUUGACAAGAAGAGUCACAUUGUUGAGAAUCCUCUAGAAGGAAGGCAUAAUGGCGAUUUGGAUUGACCCUGGCCUGCGUGCCGAGUAGGAGAGGCGACACGGAGCCACAAAUCCACGCUGGAGCAACGUUAAAUCCACCAUUGUCUCACCCCCCAGCACCAUCCUCACGUCAUUGACGUAGUUUGCACGAAGGAAGGUGAUAGUAGACAUGGAGGAAGUUCCACAUAACGAGAAACAUUCGGCCUUAUAAACAUGAAACCCGGGGACGUAAAAUAUACGACUUAUUAUAUAUGAUCAACAUGUCUGCUGUUGGCGAAUUUGUGCCUCCUCCCGAAUGUCCGGUUUUUGAGCCAAGUUGGGAGGAUUUCUCGGACCCCCUUGGAUUUAUCAACAAGAUCCGACCCAUCGCAGAGAAAACUGGCAUCUGCAAGAUUAGACCACCAGAGGACUGGCAGCCUCCGUUUACUUGCGACGUGCGUCACUUCCGGUUCACGCCUCGAGUGCAAAGAUUGAAUGAGCUUGAGGCACUCACUCGAGUGAAGCUCAAUUUUCUGGAUCAAAUCGCAAAGUUCUGGGAGCUGCAGGGGUCCAAGAUUCGUUUUCCGCACGUGGAGAGGAAGGUUCUGGACCUUUAUCAACUCAGCAAGGUUGUGUCAUCUGAAGGAGGCUUUGAGACAGUGUGUAAAGAGAAGAGGUGGUCCAAAGUGAGCAGCCGAAUGGGCUUCCCAGCUGGUAAAGGGACUGGUUCAUUGCUGCGCUCCCACUACGAGAGGAUACUUUACCCCUAUGAGCUCUUCCAGUCGGGAGCCAGUCUGACUGGAAUCCAGCGUCUUUAUGAUGAGGGAGACGACGGCGAGGAAGUAGAUGAGGGAGUGGGCGAGGAGGCGAUCGAGGAGGACGAUCAAGAGGAAGAAGAGGACAAAGAUGGGGAGGUUGAUGGCACCCAGACCAAAGAGCGUCUUUUGCCUGAGAGGCGCUCAAGGCGCCUUAAAUCAGAGAGGGAAAACAAGGAGCCAAAAGGCCUCAAACUAUUUGGCACAAGCCCCAAGAUGGUGGAUUUGGAGAUUGUGUCAGCAGACGACGGCUACAGCAAGAAGCAUCGUCACCUUAAAGCUCAAGCCUUUGCCAUCAAAAUGAGACCACGCAAGGAGACGCUGGAGGUCAACUUUAUUGACCUCUACUUCUGCCUGAUGUGUGGACGGGGAGACGAGGAGGAACGCCUUCUGCUGUGCGACGGCUGCGACGACAGCUACCACACCUUCUGCCUGAUCCCGCCUUUGCAGGAUGUGCCCAAGGGUGACUGGCGCUGCCCCAAGUGUGUCGCAGAGGAGUGCAGUAAGCCAAGAGAGGCGUUUGGCUUCGAGCAAGCCGUGAGGGAAUACUCCCUCCAGAGCUUCGGAGAGAUGGCCGACCAGUUCAAAUCAGACUAUUUCAACAUGCCAGUUCAUAUGGUCCCAACUGAGCUGGUAGAGAAAGAGUUUUGGCGCCUGGUGAGCAGCAUUGAGGAGGACGUGAUCGUGGAGUAUGGAGCUGACAUCAGCUCCAAGGACGUGGGCAGCGGUUUCCCGGUCAGGGACGGCAAGAGGAGGCUGCUGGGGGAUGAAGAGGAGUAUGCCAACUCCGGGUGGAAUCUAAACAACAUGCCUGUGCUGGAGCAGUCCGUCCUCACUCACAUCAAUGUGGACAUCUCAGGAAUGAAGGUGCCCUGGCUCUACGUGGGCAUGUGUUUCUCCUCCUUCUGUUGGCACAUUGAGGACCACUGGAGUUACUCAAUUAAUUUCCUCCACUGGGGCGAGCCAAAGACCUGGUACGGCGUGCCGGCGUCCGCAGCAGAGCAGCUGGAAGCGGUUAUGAAAAAGUUGGCACCGGAGCUGUUUGAUUCCCAGCCUGACCUCCUUCAUCAGCUUGUCACCAUUAUGAACCCCAACAUCCUCAUGGAGCAUGGCGUGCCUGUGUACAGGACCAAUCAGUGUGCAGGGGAGUUUGUGGUGACCUUCCCAAGAGCGUACCACAGUGGCUUCAACCAGGGCUACAAUUUUGCAGAAGCUGUUAACUUCUGCACGGCUGAUUGGCUCCCAAUGGGCCGCCAGUGCGUGGCCCACUACCGGCGCCUGCGACGCUACUGCGUCUUCUCCCACGACGAGCUGCUGUGCAAGAUGGCAGCCGACCCGGAGAGCCUCGAUGUGGAGCUCGCCGCCGCUGUCGUCAAAGAGAUGGGGGAGAUGCUGGAGGAGGAGACAAAGCUCAGGAAGGCGGUACAAGAAAUGGGUGUGCUGUCCACUGAGCAGGAGGUUUUUGAGUUGGUGCCUGAUGAUGAACGCCAGUGCCACAAGUGCAAGACCACCUGCUUCCUGUCUGCGCUGACUUGCUCCUGUAGUCCAGAUCGCCUGGUUUGUCUCCAUCAUGCAGCAGAUCUCUGUGACUGUCCUCUGAGCAACAAGUGCCUCAGGUAUCGCUAUGAUCUGGACGACUUUCCGGCCAUGAUGUAUGGUGUGAAGAAUCGUGCACAGUCAUAUGACACGUGGGCAAAGAGGGUCAGUGAGGCCUUGUCAGCAGACCAGAAGAACAAGAAAGAUCUUAUUGAGCUCAAAGUUUUGCUGGAGGAUGCCGAGGACAGGAAGUACCCUGAGAAUUCUCUAUUGCGCCGCCUGAGGGAGAUGGUGAAAGAGGCCGAGACGUGCUCUUCUGUAGCCCAGCUGCUGCUCAGUCGCAAACAGAGACACAGUAACCGCCUGCGUUCUGAGAACAGCCGGACCCGCAGCAAGCUAACUGUGGACGAGCUGAAGGCCUUUGUGGAGCAGCUUUACAGGCUGCCUUGCAUCAUCAGCCAGGCCCGACAAGUCAAGGAGUUGCUGGAGAAUGUGGAGGACUUCCAUGAGCGAGCUCAGGUGGCGCUAGUGGACGAGCUGCCCGACUCCUCCAAGCUCCAGGCCCUAUUGGACCUCGGCAGUGGCCUUGAUGUGGAGCUACCUGAGCUCCCCCGGCUCAAACAGGAGCUCCAGCAGGCUCGUUGGCUUGAUGAGGUCCGCAUCACCCUGACGGAGCCUCAUCGCGUCACUCUGGAGCUCAUGAAGAAGCUGAUCGAUUCCGGGGUGGGCCUGGCGCCCCAUCACGCUGUGGAGAAGGCGAUGGCUGAGCUGCAGGAGAUCUUGACAGUCUCAGAGAGAUGGGAGGACAAGGCUCGUGCUUGCUUGCAGGCCAGGCCUCGACACGGCAUCGUGACCUUAGAAAGUAUCGUGCUGGAGGCCAGGAACAUUCCAGCAUACCUACCUAAUAUCUUGGCUCUACGAGAGGCCCUGCAGAAAGCCAAAGAGUGGACAGCCAAGGUGGAGGCUAUUCAGAGUGGUGGCAGCUACGCCUACCUGGAGCAACUGGAAAGCCUACUGGCACGGGGACGCUCCAUCCCAGUCCGACUUGACCCGCUGGCCCAGGUGGAAUCUCAGGUGGCUUCAGCGCGAGCCUGGAGGGAGAGGACAGCACGCACGUUCCUCAAGAAGAACUCAACAUACACGCUACUCCAGGUCCUCAGUCCUCGUGUGGACGUCGGCGUCUACGGGAACAGCAAGAGCAAGCGGAAGCGAGUCAGGGAGCUCAUGGAGAAGGAGAGAGGAGGCUUCGAUCCCGACGCCUUGAGUGAACUGGAUGAGAGCCGAGAGGAGGUGCGAGACCCCUCCGUCGUGGUCGCCGCCUUCAAAGCAAAGGAGCAAAAAGAGAUGGAGGCCAUCCAUUCCCUCCGCGCCGCCAACCUGGCCAAGAUGGCCAUGGCAGACCGCAUCGAGGAAGUCAAGUUCUGCUUGUGUCGCAAGACUGCAAGCGGAUUCAUGCUGCAGUGCGAGCUCUGCAAAGACUGGUUCCACGGCGUGUGCGUGCCUCUGCCUAAGACGGGGUCGCAAAAGAAGAUAGGCGUUGGUUGGCAAAGCAAUAGCAAGGACUCUAAAUUUCUGUGCCCGCUGUGUCAGAGGUCGAGACGGCCCAGGUUAGAGACCAUCCUGUCUUUGCUGGUGUCGCUGCAGAAGCUUCCGGUGCGUCUUCCAGAAGGAGAGGCCCUUCAGUGUUUGACUGAGAGGGCCAUGAGCUGGCAGGACCGAGCACGUCAAGCUCUAGCUACUGAUGAACUGUCGUCCGCUCUGGCCAAGCUGUCCGUACUAAGCCAACGCAUGGUGGAGCAAGCUGCCCGGGAGAAGACGGAGAAGAUCAUCAAUGCCGAGCUGCAGAAAGCAGCCGCCAAUCCUGACCUGCAGGGGCACAUUCAGACCUUCCAGCAGUCUGGCUUUAGCAGAGCCACAUCACCUCGCCAGUCUGUGGACUACGAUGACGAGGAGACCGACUCGGAUGAGGACAUCAGGGAGACAUAUGGAUACGACAUGAAGGACCCAGGGGAAGUCAAGCCCUACCUUUUUUGUGAUGAUGAGAUCCCCGUCAAGUCCGAGGAGGUGGUUAGUCACAUGUGGCCGACAGUUACACCCUCUUUCUGCGCCGAACACGCCUACUCGUCAGCCUCCAAGUCCGUUGUGCAAAAUGUGGGAACGCCAAGGAAGCAGCCCCGGAAGACCCCUCUGGUACCCCGCAGCUUGGAGCCACCCGUGCUUGAGUUGUCUCCACAGGCCAAAGCCCAGCUGGAGGAGCUGAUGAUGCUGGGCGACCUGCUGGAGGUGUCCCUGGAUGAGACCCAGCACAUCUGGAGGAUCCUGCAGGCCACACAUCCACCAUUGGAGGAGCGGUUCCUCCAGGUCAUGGACCCGGACGACAAUCCGAUGGAUAAGUCGCUGAAAAUCAAGAUCAAGGAUUCCGAUAAAAAGAGGAAGCGGAAGUUAGAGCGAGGCGAGCAUCACCACCACCACCAUCACCACCACAUGCUGAUGACCACCACGGUCCUGGGGGACGUACGGCCGUCCAAAUCCAAGGAACUGAAAAGGGCCGGCCUGGAGCUCGGCCUCGGGGGUAAAACCAAGAAGAAGAAGCUUAAAUUGGGCCUGGAGAAGAACCGCGAGAUGAAGCAACUGGCCAAACGUUUAGCCAAGGAGGAGAAGGAGAGGAAAAGGAAAGAGAAAGCGGCCGCCAAGGCGGAGGCCAUCAGGGAGGGGCUGGACAAGAGGAAAGAGAAGAAGAUUCUGGACAUUCCCUCCAAGUACGAUUGGUCCGGGGCUGAAGACUCCAACGACGAGAACGCUGUGUGCGCGGCCAAAAACUGUCAAAGACCGUGCAAAGACAAGGUGGACUGGGUGCAGUGCGACGGCGGCUGCGACGAGUGGUUCCACCAGGUGUGCGUGGGCGUCUCCUGCGAGAUGGCGGAGAACGAAGACUACAUCUGCGAGGACUGCUCCCUCAAGGGGCCGAGGAGGAGGGGGGGAGGAGGAGGCGCGAAGGAGGAGGAGGAGGAGGAGGACGAAGAGGAGGCGGCAGAGGAAAGCGUGGUGGUGCUGGCAACGCCGGCUCUCCUGUCGUCCGGCGGCGGCGGCUCGUGGUCCCGCGCCGCAACCGUCGUCGCACAUCUAAACGCGGCGAGCUCGUUGGCGCCCCAGCAGAGCAGUUAGCACUAGGAGAGGCCUAAAGAGACUCCAUCCAGUAUCCACCGGCAAGACGGAACAGUUGUCAACUUCCUGCGUCAUCAAACUCCAGCCUCCUUGGACCCGACACAAGUUUUAGCUCGAGAAGAAUCCACCAGCUCCAAUACGAACUCGACAUGUUUAAUCGAACGCAAUACUGCAACCUUCCACACUCGUGUCAGUAGGACUCCAGCUUCAGAAAUGGUUGUAAUGUAGUGGAAUUAUUUAUAAUGUACAUAGCUUGAAAGCAAUUAAAAUAAUGGAUUGUGGCUUUUUUUGUUUUCUCACCUUUUAAUAAACUAUUCCUAGUCAAACAAGUCUACCGAAUACACCAUGUU